Messenger RNA from Perkinsus marinus ATCC 50983, 339 nucleotides. RefSeq lists its product as hypothetical. The coding region runs from base 1 to 339 and encodes 112 amino acids. Lineage: Eukaryota; Perkinsozoa; Perkinsida; Perkinsidae. The transcript has 4 exons. The record is from RefSeq and is a predicted model, not a curated record.
AUGAAGCUCUCGUUCUCUAUCAAGGCAAGGCCUAAGAAUACUCCUAAGCAUCCGAAGCAUAAGCCUGUACCAACGACAGAGCAGAGGACUCGUCUUGUUAGCAUGUCAGCAUCUGGUGUGAUGAAGACAGAUAAAGCACCCGCUCCAGAGCAUAAAGAAUUCAUAAUACCAUGUCUGCAUCGGUUAGAGCCUAAGCAGGGUAAGCAUACUAUACUAAACGCCCCUAUUGAGGCUACUACUAUCAAUCCAGGAGCAAGGCCCUCCUCUUCGACAUCUCCCAUCGAACUUGAAGGCGCUGAUUCGGAAGAUGCCCAGGCCAAUUCGGGAACUCUUCAGUGA